This is a messenger RNA of Ogataea parapolymorpha DL-1, 708 nucleotides long. RefSeq names its product cAMP-dependent protein kinase type 1. Gene Ontology annotation, biological process: peptidyl-serine phosphorylation. Gene Ontology annotation, molecular function: cAMP-dependent protein kinase activity; ATP binding. Gene Ontology annotation, cellular component: nucleus; cAMP-dependent protein kinase complex. The record is from RefSeq and is a predicted model, not a curated record. The transcript has a single exon. Bases 1 to 708 code for a protein of 235 amino acids. Lineage: Eukaryota; Fungi; Ascomycota; Pichiomycetes; Pichiales; Pichiaceae.
AUGGACUACAUUGAAGGUGGAGAGCUGUUUUCACUUUUGAGGAAAUCGAAAGUUUUCCCUAAUCAAGUGGCCAAAUUUUACGCUGCAGAAGUCUUGCUCGCUCUCGAAUAUCUACACUCCAAAAAUAUUGUCUAUCGAGAUCUCAAGCCUGAAAACAUAUUACUGACAAGAUCUGGACACAUAAAAUUAACUGAUUUUGGUUUUGCCAAGGAAGUUGAAACGGCCACAUAUACCUUGUGUGGUACACCUGAUUACAUUGCCCCGGAAGUAAUCGCGGUCCAACCGUAUAACAAAGCGGUCGAUUGGUGGUCAUUUGGCAUUCUGAUUUAUGAAAUGCUGGUAGGCACGACUCCUUUCUACGACACAUCACCCUUAAAAAUUUACGAGAAAAUAAGCAAGUGUGAAUAUGAGGUUCCUCAUUUCGUCGACCCAGAUGCAAGCUCCCUCAUAAGAGGUUUAAUAAUGAAAGACGUCACUUUCAGGCUAGGCAAUCUUCGCCACGGAGUUGAAGAUAUAAAAAAUCAUCCAUGGUUUCAGGAAGUCGUGUGGGAAAAUCUUUUGAGUGGGAAUAUUGAAACACCGUAUGAACCUAAUAUUCCGAAUGGCGUAGGCGACAGCUCCCAGUUCGAGCUAUAUCCCGAAGAAGACUAUGAUUAUGGAAAUGACAGCUCCCCAGAUGACUUUGGGUACUUGUUCCCCGAAUUUUGA